AUGUGGCCGCUCUUCGCUCCUCGUUGAUUGUUUUGACAGAACAGAAGGGCGGAUUCUGCUGCACUUUUCUCUUCAUUUUAAUAAAAAAAACACAAAUAUUUCUGUCACAAACUGUCUCAAACAUGACGGGGACGGAGGACACCCAAACCAGCUACGAGGGUUCGUUUGGUGCUAAAGAAGCAGAGGCCAUCGUCAAAGAGAGCAUCGAUGCCACGAUCGGAGGAGAGGACUACAACAAAGACCAGAUCAACAAAUGGACCGCGGCCAUUUUAGAACGCUGCCUCAGUGACCUCUGCAAACUGGGAAAACAGUACAAGUAUAUAGUGACGUGUGCGGUGACUCAGAAAACCGGAGCUGGACUUCACGCGGCGAACUCCUGCUUCUGGGACACGGCUCUGGACGGCAGCUGCACAGUCAAAUGGGAAAACCGCACCAUGUAUUGUAUCGUCAGUGUUUUUGCUUUGUCCAUUGCUUAGAAAAACAAAUUAUUAAAGUUUAUUUAUGUUUAAAACUGCCGUAAAAUCACGUUACAAGCAUGAAAUCACGUGACGGACCGACGCAGUACCCUCUGACACCCACACGAGGGCGCUACAGUGCCACAAAUGCAGUACAACCGUAAAGUGGACUUGUUUUUGUUUUUUUCUUUCUUUCUUUGCCUUUUUCAGUGAUUAUGCCAACAAUAAAUAAAUAAAUAUAUGUUUCAGUUUUUGCUUAAAAUCUGUUAAUAUUUGACUUUUCUCAUCUGUUGUUUUGGGCCAAAUAAAAAAACACAUUUGUACAGAAA
Messenger RNA from Boleophthalmus pectinirostris (great blue-spotted mudskipper), 784 nucleotides. Its product is annotated as dynein light chain Tctex-type 1-like. Gene Ontology annotation, molecular function: dynein intermediate chain binding. The record is from RefSeq and is a predicted model, not a curated record. The transcript is spliced from 5 exons. NCBI's taxonomy places the organism in Eukaryota, Metazoa, Chordata, Actinopteri, Gobiiformes, Gobiidae. Gene Ontology annotation, biological process: microtubule-based movement. Gene Ontology annotation, cellular component: cytoplasmic dynein complex; kinetochore; cytoplasm. The coding region runs from base 123 to 476 and encodes 117 amino acids.